Messenger RNA from Dermatophagoides farinae (American house dust mite), 3206 nucleotides. The record is from RefSeq and is a predicted model, not a curated record. Lineage: Eukaryota; Metazoa; Arthropoda; Arachnida; Sarcoptiformes; Pyroglyphidae.
UUUUUUGUCCACACGUUUUUUUUUCUUUUGUUUUUUGUUUUGUUUUUUUUUUUUGUCAAUGAAAAAAAAGACUGCCGUCCGUGUGCUGCCACAUAUUGCAUUUUUUGUUCACUUUUUUUUUGUUGGUCCCAAUUAAACAAAAAACAAUUUUUCCCUCUCAAAAAAAAAAAAAAUUAACAAUAAAUUAUUGAAGAAAUAAAGAAAAAAAAAUGAGAUGACAUGGACCAAAGUUUUAUUACAACCAAAACAGACCAACAAGAUUGUUGCCUGUCAAUGAAUGUCCGUUUUGUUCAACAAGUUAAAAUUCGUAUUGGAGAAGCAAAAAAUCUUCAACCAAAAAAUGGCACCAACAGUCUUAAAGAUUGUUAUUGUGUCAUCAGUUUGGAUCGUGAGGAAAUAUUUCGUACACAUAAUUCUAUCGAUAAAACAUUAGAUCCAUUUUUCGGUGAAGAAUUUCAUUUCGACAUACCACGAAUGUUUCGUUAUCUAUCCAUUUAUGUUUAUGAACGUGAAAGAUCCGUACAAAAUUGUCGUAAUCGUGCCAUUGGUAAAGUUACUAUCCGACGUGAUCAUUUGAAAAAUUUUGAUUCCGAAGAAUCAUGGUUCCCAUUAGUACCUGUUAAUCAUCCACCCGAAGCACAAGGUGUUAUUCAUCUACAAAUUGAACCACAUUAUAUAAUGAAUAUUAAUUCAUUACGAAUAAUAAUAACCGUAUUUGAAUGUCAAGAUAUUACCGAUGAUUAUUGUGAUUCAUAUUGUUUAUUAAAUCUACGUAUAUUUGACGAAACAUUUGUAAAAAAAUCAAAAAUCAAACGAAAAACCACAAAUCCUCAAUAUAAUGAACCGUUUUCAUUUGAAAUCCCAUUGGAUAAAUAUUCAAAUAUCACUUCAAAUAGUCAACUUUUACUGGACGAUUUGCUCAACAAGUCACAUUUAAGGAUUUCUGUACAUGAACAAUGUUCAAAAACGAACAAUAAUUAUCUUGGUGGCAUUAGAAUUCCUUUGAAUCGACUACAAAUCAAUAGUACGCACAAUGCAUGGUAUUAUCUUCAGCCACAAUUAUCAUCAACAUCAUUGUCAUCAUCAUCAUCUGUAUCAUCAUCAACGAAUAAUAAUAAUAAUCGUCAUCAAAAUUGUGAUUUCAAUCUUGGAUCAUUACGUUUAAGGAUAAAUUAUAUAUCUGACUAUGUUUUUCCUAGUCCAUUUUAUGAUUCGUUACGUAAUUUGUUAUUAUCAUCAACGGAAACAAAGCCAAUUACAUCCAGUGUUGCCUAUUUGUUGGGUGAAUUUGUACUGAACAAAGCCGAUGCAGCUCAACCAUUGGUGAAAAUAUUUUUACAUUAUAAAAAAAUCGUCACAUUAAUCAAAUAUUUGGCCGAAGAUGAAAUCUCUAAAGUUAGCGAUGUCAAUACAAUUUUUCGUGGAAAUAGUCUCGUAUCGAAAUGUAUUGAUGAACUAAUGAAAUUGGUUGGCAUACGAUAUCUACAUGAAACAUUACGCGAUUGUGUUGACAUUGUUAUACAGGAGAAUAAAAUCUGUGAAAUUGAUCCGACAAAAAUUCGUGAUAAUGAAUUUUUAAUGAUAAAUAUGCAACAUUUAAAAAAUUAUACUGACCUAUUUUUCAAUGCAAUCAUUGAAUCAAUGACCAGAUGUCCACAAGUUAUGUGCGAUAUAUUCGCUGUGCUCAAAGAAUUGGCAAUCAAAUUUUUUCCAGAUAAUAAAGAUGUCUGUUAUUAUGUGAUAUCGGGUUUUGUAUUUUUACGUUUUUUUGCACCAUCAAUACUUAAUCCACGAUUAUUUGAAUUGACUGAUAAAAAGAUUAAUUUACAAGUAAACAGAACGUUUACUUUGAUAUCGAAAACCAUUCAAAGUAUUGGAAAUUUGGUUGUAUCGAAAAAGAAUACACCAUUGAUAAAGGAAAAUUAUAUGAUGUCGUUCUAUAAGGAAUUUAUAACCGAUAUUCAUGUUUCCAAAACUAAAGAGUUUCUAGAAUUAAUAUCAUCAUCAUGUCGUUUAUCCACCAAAGAUUUUCAUGAACCAGUGAUUCUAAAGGAAAGUAUUAUGUUCAAAAAAUCCAACAAUGGUUAUAAACGUAUCGGAUUCGGUACAAGUUAUAAGAAACGUUAUUUCUGUAUAACCACACAACAUUUUUUCUAUGCAAAAGCAAAAAAUAAAUCACCAUUAUUUAAAUUUCCAAUCAGUGAAAUAACUGUGAAAAAAUUGGCCGAUAAUUAUCCAAUGAAAAAUAUGUUUCAAGUGAUCCAUAAUAAAUGUACAUUAAACAUACAGGCCAGUAAUUGUGUACAGGAACGUGAAUGGCUUGAUACAUUGAAUCGAUUAAUACAAUUGAAUCAAUCAUCAUUAAAUUUGAAUAAAAUUCAAUCAUUUAAUAAUAUGGACACAACCACUACCAAUACCACGGCGACAGCAACCGCCACCAAUAAUAAUAAUAAUAAUAAUAAUUCAGCUACAACAGCAAUCAACAACAAUUUAACUAAACAAAAUCAUACAUCAUCAUAUUCACAACAGCAAACAUUAUCAUUUGAUCUUAGUAUACGAUUAGAUCCUGAUCGUGAAUUAGCAAGAAUAUAUUCAUUAUUCAUAUCAAAUAUAGAAUCGAUUCGAACGAUUCUUGGUGUAUCAAUGAUGACCAUUAAUGAUCCAUGUAAUCAUCAUGAUCACCAUAAUGAUGACAACGAUGACGAUGGUGAUGAUGAUGAUGAUAAUCAUAACCACAAUCAUCAUCAUCGUAAUUGUCAUUCAAAUAUUGUCAAAUUUUGGAAAGGAAAUUGUCACAAUUAUCCACCAUCACAAUUCAUUAUUGAAGAUCGAACAUCAUUGAUGGCCACAUUGAAUAUAUUACAAGAAUGUAUUGGUAAUAUUGAACAGAUGCAUAAACAAUAUUUAACAAGCAUAAUGGGUUCAGAGAUUGCACCAAUUGAAAAUGUUGGAUAAAAUUUUAUCGAAAGGAAAAAUUAUUAUUUAUUCAUAUAUCGACGAUUCGAAAUUUUUUUUUUUUUUUUUUUUUGAAUGCUGUGCUUUAUCGUUUGCUCACAUAAACAACACACAGGAAAAAAAAUCUGUUAACUGAUCUCUCUAUAUAUAUAUUGAGCUUGAUAUGAUCUCUUGUUUAUAAAACAACAACAACAACAACAACAACAGCGAAAAAAAAAGAAAUGAUUCAUCACGUGGAUUGUAAAUAUUUU